Molecule: messenger RNA, 1224 nt
Organism: Ictalurus punctatus (channel catfish)
Lineage: Eukaryota; Metazoa; Chordata; Actinopteri; Siluriformes; Ictaluridae
Gene: timmdc1
Product: translocase of inner mitochondrial membrane domain containing 1
Cellular component (GO): mitochondrion
Source: RefSeq, marked provisional
ACGCUGACAUUGAACCGGCUGCAGGAGGAACCUCAAACAGGAGUGAUUGAACAGUUCGCUGAUGCGUGAUGCGCGCUGUGGGCCUGUGUACGCACGCAUUCACGUGUGGAGAGAAAGAAACAGAUCCAGCUGGCCCUAGAGCCUUUCAUACUGGACUGCUAAGGGCACUUUAUAAGUUCACCCUUCCUCGAGUGUAUGCAGCUGACAUUGUUGAUCCACAGGCCAGUCUUCAGUCUUUACCAAAACAUGUGGGCAAGCCAGAGUUCCCGGACACAGGAUGGGACCGCAUUAAAGACCUGUUCAACCGAGGUGAUGGACAGGCAUACUCUGAAGAGGUGAGUAAUGUGGCGAAGGGUGCUCUGACAGCGGCCUUGGUGGGACUGUUUUACGGAGGCCUGCCUGGAGGCCGACAUGCCCGUGAGAGAUUCAUCCAGCUGAGCCAGGCUGAGAUUUACCGCAGCAGAGUGGAGGCAGUGCGUUCGGCUCAUAACGCGGCCAUCCGAGGCUUUGUGAGAUACGGCUGGAGGUGGAGCUGGAGAGUCGGCGCCUUCGUUACGCUUUUUAACACUAUCAGUACAGGGAUUUCUGUCUACAGAGACAGUAACUCCUUGAGUCAUUUCGCUGUGGCGGGAGCUGUGACCGGAGGCGUUUUCCGGAUGAAUCUGGGCCUCAGGGGAUUGGUGGCAGGAUCAGUUAUUGGAGCUGCAUUGGGUGUGCCUGCUGGGGCGUUAAUUGUUGGUCUACAGAAGCUGGGAGGAGAGACCAUGCGUGAAAAGCGACGACGAGAACGAAGAGAACUGUACGAGCUCAGGGUGGCUGAAUGGAAUGCACGUCUACAGCUAACUGACGAGAUAAUCGGUGAAUUUAGUGGCCGGGACAAAGACACAGAAGGUGACCUUCAGCGAAUCAAAGAGCUCCUUAGUCAACCAAGGAAUGAGGAAUCGGCAAAGGAGUCUUAACAGAUCUGAUUAUAGUGACUGACUGACUUUAUAGACUAUACCAUUAUUAUGCUCACAAAUGAAGAGCACUGGCUCGUCAGAUGGGAGAUUUCUUUACCGGAUUUAAGCUUGAAGCUAAAACGGUCGUUCGCAGACAAGCAACGAACCACACGGCCCGUCAUGUCCUGAAUAUUUCUGUCAUUUCAGCAGUCACAGCUCAUUUUCGCCCUUAUAUGUUGAAGUCCACACUGUUCAGACCGUUGCUCUUUAUAAACGAACUGAAUCG